AGAUUACUGUAAACAUCGGAACAUACGACAUUGGAGCAUUUUUGUAUAGGACUUGAGGAAUUAGUUUGUUCUUUGUAGUUUAGGAUGCAGUUUUCAUCCCCAGCUAUCUCUGAACUAUGACUCAUAGAUGUGCUUUGUAUUUGAACAAGUGAAGUGAUAUCUUGUACCCUGAAGUGUGAAAUAGUUUUAAAAUGGCUGAUUUGAUUCGCUCCAUGGGGGCUCCCAUAGGACCCCCUGUAAAGGACAAGUUAGGUUCACCAUCUACCGAGUCUGAAGACGGCGGAGGUGACAUCGCCGAGCUAGCAGGAGACUUAGAAAUAUAUGAAGCUAAUGGUCCUAGCACUAAUGAGAGACAAGCUGUCCUGGCCCCUCCGGAGACAGAGUGGUAUCAUGGCCGGCUGGACAGAUACACUGCUGAGGAGAGGCUGUGGAAAGCUGCCAAUCUUGGAAGUUAUCUGGUUCGAGAGAGUGACAGGAAGCCAGGGUCAUAUGUUUUGAGCUACUUGGGAAGAACUGGCAUAAACCAUUUCAGAAUAACAGCAGUUUGCGGCGACUACUACAUAGGCGGUCGUCAGUUCGACUCCCUAACUGAACUGGUGGGAUUCUACAGUCACUGCUCGGACUUGUUGAAGAGAGAGAGACUAGUGGAGCCUGUACCUCCCCCUGAACCAGUUAAUGAUAAAAAGAGAGUGGUGGCAAUACUUCCAUACACCAAGAUGCCCGACACUGACGAGUUGACGUUCCAGAAAGGCGACAUCUUCUUCGUCCAUAACGACAUGGGCGAUGGCUGGCUUUGGGUCACCGCACAUCGAACCGGCGAACAAGGAAUGAUCUUCAGGGAGUUAGUUGAGGAUCUGGACCCGUCUAUCGAUCCUAACACCGUCUUCUCCUGGUUCCAUCCCAACUGCACCAAGAGCGAAGCAGUCGACAUGCUAGUGAAAGCCGGGCCUGGAAGCUUCCUUGUGAGACCCUCGGAUAAUUCUCCAGGGGAUUAUUCCCUGUUCUUCCACAUCAACAACCAGAUACAAAGGUUCAGGAUAGAGAAGAAAGGUGUGAGGUAUCUCAUGGGCGGUAGGACGUUCGAGUGCCUGGAUGCGGUCAUCAAUAGAUACAGGAAGGAGCAAAUUGUAGAAGGACACACUUUGGGACAACCGUUAAUCGCGGAAGGUCACCAAAUCGAACCGCAGCAAAACGCGACCGGUGCCGCAGCCGAGAAAAUAUACGCAACACUACGCGAGUGCCGAGACCAGAUCGGCUUGAAGAAGAUGAAAGGCAUCAAGCACCAGGGCUACCUGAACAAGAAAUCAGACAAAGGCGCCAAGAAAUGGAAGGCUCUGUACUUUGUCUUACUGCAGGAGGGAACUGACACCCAUUUGUACUUCUACGACUCGCCGAAGAGAACUAAGCCUAAGGGCUUGAUCGAUUUGUCGUGCGCUUAUCUUUAUCAGGUGCACGAAUCGCUCUGGGAUCGCGAGUUCUGCUUCCAACUGGUAGAGCGGGCGCUGCCUUGCCUGUCCACGCAUACGUUCUUAGCCGCUAACACGGCUGGGGAGCAACGUGCGUGGCUUGAAGCGUUGCGGCCGCUGUGCGUGCCGCAGCAGGCCAGGCACCAGAACAAGGUGGCGCGCGUAGUCUGGCUUCGCGCACUGCGCGUGCGCUGUCUGACGGCGCAUCGUUUACCAGCGCGCUUGGCGCCGCGCCCGUAUCUACGCUUGGCACUUGGCGCCGCGCCCGUUGCUCGUACACGCCCACGACCUUCGCCCGAUCCUCACUGGGACGACGAGUUCGUGUUCGAUGAUGUGCCUCCAGAUGUAACUUCGUUCACCAUCACAGUCCACAAUACUGGAAAGAGAGGAAAAGAAUCAGAGGUCGCCGAGUUGACAAUAGAGUUGGCGAAUCUAGCGAAUGGAGAAGAAAUCGAGGAAUGGUAUCCGCUGGCCGGAAUGACUCCUAUUGGAGAGUGGGGAUCCUUGAGACUGCGUAUCAGAUACAUGCAAGAGCUAGUCAUGCCGCGCGAAGAAUACAAUCCACUUCGUCAAUUGCUUCUGGAGCCAGGCCUACCCGCAGUGAAGGCUUUGGCCGACCUCUGUCGCACUGAUAGGCAACCUUUGGCUACUUCAAUCCUACACGCGUUCACGGAAUGCGGCCGUGGUGCUGAGCUAGCUCGCGAGCUAGUGACCGCGGAGCUAGCUCGCGAACCAGACCCGAGAGCUAUGUUCCGAGCGGCGUCCCUCGCGACUGCGGUCGUCGACGAGUUUAUGCAUACGCAGUGCAAGCCAUUCCUUCAGGCGGCAAUCGCGGAGACAGUUCAGAAGCUGAUAGAUGCUAAACAAUCUGCAGAAUUGAACCCCACCAAGAUGGAUUCACCCGACGACGCUUGCAAUAAUGCUGAAUUUCUGCUUAUGAUACUCGAUCAGAUAACGCUGUCAAUCUUCACAUCGCCCGAAGCGUGCCCGCGGCCUGUUCGCUACCUAUGCGGCUGUCUGCAGCGCGCCGCCGUCGCCAAGUGGCCUAACGAGAGAUUCGUCAGGACACGGGUCGUUUCUGGGUUCAUAUUCCUGCGGCUGAUCUGCCCGGCGCUAGUGGAGCCGCGCGCCUGGGCGCUGGUGGCGAGCGCGCCGCCGCCGCACGCGCAGCGCUCGCUGUUGAUGGUCGCCAAGUGUCUGCAGAACUUGGCCAACCUCAUCGAGUUCGGCGCCAAGGAGCCGUACAUGGAGGUGGUGAACCCGUUCAUCCUGAAGAACAAGGAGCGCAUGGUGGUGUUCCUGGACCAGCUCAGCAGCGUGCCCGACCCCGGCAACCCGCCGCCCAACUCUAAUAACAACUUUGAUAUCGCAAAAGAACUGGCAACACUGCAUCACAUCUGCGUGUCGCAUCUCACGGAGCUUCAAGGCCUGGCCAAGAGCCAGCCCGCCAUCAGGAAGCUGGUCACCGUCACCGAGAUGCUCACCAAGCACAAACACAAGUACCUCGAGAUGAUCAGAUAGGACACAGGUGAGGAAACAAAACACUCUUAUUUGCCAGGCAUGAUGAUGACAUCC
Messenger RNA from Ostrinia nubilalis (European corn borer), 3041 nucleotides. RefSeq names its product ras GTPase-activating protein 1 (gene vap). The coding region runs from base 192 to 2987 and encodes 931 amino acids. Gene Ontology annotation, molecular function: protein binding. The record is from RefSeq and is a predicted model, not a curated record. NCBI's taxonomy places the organism in Eukaryota, Metazoa, Arthropoda, Insecta, Lepidoptera, Crambidae. The transcript is spliced from 18 exons. Gene Ontology annotation, biological process: regulation of GTPase activity.